Molecule: messenger RNA, 1896 nt
Organism: Cryptomeria japonica (Japanese cedar)
Lineage: Eukaryota; Viridiplantae; Streptophyta; Pinopsida; Cupressales; Cupressaceae
Exons: 10
Coding region: 237-1478 (413 amino acids)
Biological process (GO): translational initiation
Cellular component (GO): eukaryotic translation initiation factor 2B complex
Molecular function (GO): guanyl-nucleotide exchange factor activity; translation initiation factor activity
Source: RefSeq, a predicted model, not a curated record
AAGAUGAAUCCGAUAGUUAACCUUUUUCCUUCACGAACAGUUUAAAAAUGAACUAUGCAACAAAACCAGAGUGACAAUGAUCCAGGGCGUUAUAAACCAGUUCCAUAAACCCUAAUCCAAUUCAUACUUGGAGCUUACUGACAGCGCAUACUCUAAAAGCAACGCAAUCGUCAGCAUAAACUAAAUUUGAAAUCGAUGCUGUUAUAUUUACAACAGGUCAAAAUAAGGAAGUGACAAUGCCAGAUCUACAGUCAGCUGUUAGCGACUUUGUAGUGAAGCUUAAGCGGCGGCAGGUUGAGGGUUCACAAGCUACUGCAAGAGAAACUGCAGUUCUACUUAGGUCGGUUAUCUCUCAACAACGUGUGCCACAUUCAAAUCAGGCUGCAUCGCUUAUCCAAGCUGUAAAAUCAGUGGGUGUACAACUCAUUGCUGCCAAUCCUGUUGAGCUAGCUGUUGGGAACAUUGUGAGACGUGUACUACAUCUUAUUCGUGAUGAGGAUGUAGCUUUGGCAACAACAGAUGUUGCAGGCCUAAAUGUCUCUACAGACAGUGACGAUGAAGCUGACACUCGACAUGAAAACUCCUCACAUCUAUCUGCAGCUGCUCUUGCUGCUGCAAAUAGAAAUACAUUACGAGCACCCUCCUUACACAAUCUUCUUGAAUCUAUACCCAUACCAGCAGUUGCUUCUUGUACAGCUUCUUCAGGAGGUGAUUCUGAAGGAAAAAGCAAAUCCGCUGACAAAAACUCAAAAAGCUGGAAACUAAAACAUGGUGUAAUUGAGGCCAUCAAUGAAUUGCUCGAAGAAAUUGAUAACUGCCACUCUCAGAUUGCAGAGCAAGCUUUGGAACAUAUUCAUCAGAACGAGGUGAUAUUAACGCUAGCACACUCAAGGACGGUUAUGAAAUUCCUUUGUGAGGCAAAGAAAAAGAGAUCUUUCCAAGUAUUUGUUGCAGAAGGUGCUCCAAGAUAUCAAGGGCAUGCUCUUGCCAAAGAGCUAGUUGCAAAAAAUUUACAAACAACUGUGAUCACAGAUUCGGCUGUCUUUGCUAUGAUAUCACGUGUGAAUAUGGUGAUAGUAGGUGCUCAUGCAGUCCUGGCCAAUGGGGGAGUGAUCGCACCAGUAGGACUGCAUAUGGUUGCACUUGCAGCACAUAGACAUGCUGUUCCAUUCGUUGUACUUGCUGGCACACACAAGCUAUGCCCUUUGUAUCCGCACAAUCCCGAGGUUUUGCUGAAUGACCUUAAAUCACCAUCAGACUUGCUGGACUAUGGAGAUUUGUCUGACUGUAUGGAUGGCGGAACUGGGAAUUCAAGAUUGCAUGUAGUCAACCCAACAUUUGACUAUGUUCCACCACAGCUUGUGAGCCUUUUCAUCACUGAUACUGGAGGACACAAUCCUUCAUACAUGUAUCGUUUGAUAGCAGAUUAUUACACUCCUGAUGACUAUGCUCUCCAAGAGCCUUUAGAGAUUAGAUAGUGAUGCUGCUUGUGUAACUUUACAUUGUUUUGAUGGUUCUCAUUUUGUAUGGACCAUAUUCGGUUUGAUUGAACCUAUUCUUGAGUAGUUUCUGACUGUCCCAGAAAUGGAUGGUGUAGUGUAAUCAGAUGCAUAAUGAUUUUGAAAGUAUUAAUGAUUACUGGCAACCUAAAAGGGUCUGUCCAGAAUUUUGGUCUUCUAAAUUGUGGCUAUGCAGCAAUGAAAUGUUAAGUCCCUCUACAUCACAAAAAAAGAAGGGAAAGGGAAGGAGAGGGUAAAUGUGAUAACUACUCUUCUUCCUGCCAAAUAAUACUCUGUGCUACCAAACUUGGUGUUUAUCUGAGCCUGAAAUAUCGAGGCCACAAUUUACUCAUAUAUGAGUGCGAACUAAAUAACAAAUUUAUGAUUUUAAGUAUAA